GGGAGGAUGCAGAAACAACCUGGAGAUGUUCUCCACGAAUCCGCAAUACCUGCUCACGCUGACGGAGGCCGAUAGGUUCGACCCGCGCUACGACGACGAGAAGCAGCGCGGGAAAUGCAGCCUCGUUAUCGGCAUGAUGCAGGAACACCGGCGAUCGCAGCGCCAUCUAGGAAGCAAAACAUUGCAGAUUGGAUUCGUGAUAUACAAGACGAACGACCCGAGCAAGCGUCUGCCUCAGCAGCAUUUCAUGUACAACUAUGACAGCGGUACGUCGGGAACUUACAUUAACUACCGCGAGGUGACAGCACGGUUCGAGCUGGAUCCCGGUCAUUACGUCAUCAUUCCGACGACGUUCAAACCCGGAUUUCCGGCGUCCUUCAUGAUCCGGGUUUUUGCGGAGAAAGAUUUCGAUCUCAGGGAACUUUCUCAUGUGAUCAAACAAGAAAGCGGAAAGAAAAAGCAUGAGAAAGAAGGAAAAUAGAAAAAUAGUUAAAGAAUA
Priapulus caudatus is the source of this 499-nucleotide messenger RNA. RefSeq names its product calpain-A-like. The transcript is spliced from 4 exons. Gene Ontology annotation, cellular component: cytoplasm. The record is from RefSeq and is a predicted model, not a curated record. Gene Ontology annotation, molecular function: calcium-dependent cysteine-type endopeptidase activity. The coding region runs from base 26 to 481 and encodes 151 amino acids. NCBI's taxonomy places the organism in Eukaryota, Metazoa, Priapulida, Priapulimorpha, Priapulimorphida, Priapulidae. Gene Ontology annotation, biological process: proteolysis.